AAGUAAAUUCCUUGCAUCUGAGAAGUGAUAUCAUCUCCGCUUCAGGAAAGACCCAACAAGAAAACCCAGAGAAAAAACAUUCCACAAUAAUCAACAAAAAUGUACUUGCGUCAGAAAAAAGAAAGGUGGAGACAUUUAGGAUUACUCAGCCUUCUAAGUAUCAUUCCAGUGGAGGAACAACGAAAACUCAGGGCAGAGCUUCAGGAUCAACCAUGGAACAAUCCUCACCUCAGGCAAUGCAGCUGUCGUCCUCUCAGGUUCCAGUACCUCCUUCACCAUUCCAAGAAGACAGUAAUAUAUCUGCUCAGGAUCUACUCUGUGAUAGUCACACUGGUGAUACUCAACAUGCUACAGAGACAGUAGAAAGACUGAUGAAUGGUGCAAUACAAGGACUUCAGACUACCGGGGAUGCCAUCCUUCGUAAUUUAACUGUGGAAUAUUUUGAUCAUGAAACACAGUCAAGGGAUCGUGAGCUUCCUGCAAAUAAGAGGAGGAAGUUUGAAAGUCUGGCAGAAAACCCAGAUCCUUCUCAUGGAGGCCUGGGACCUAAUGAUAACAAUACACAUGAAGCUGGUGAUUCAUUUGGUAGCUUCAGGAGCCGGACCGACCAUCGUGAAGCAAUGAAACCAUGUGUGGAAGCCAGUAAUGAGCAGAACAGUCUUGUAAACAAUGGGGGAUCUGUCAAAGGCAGCUUCCAGAAUUGUGAAAAUUCAAGCCUCAAAACCAGGGCAGAGUCUAGUGUAUCAACAUCAGAUGCAGCUAAUCAGUCUCCUGUGACAAGUAUUGCAGCAGCAAACACGUCUUAUAACAUCUCCAACAUGGUUUCUGAAAUACACUCAGUUGGAGAACAAAGGACACAGGAAGCAAAAUACCCAGAUAUUCCUCAGCAUAAGUCUUUCAGCAAACACAGUCUUUCACCAUCUAAAUGUGAUCUUUUUGAAUUGAAUAAAUACUAUAAGGAUGUUGAACCUAUGGUGGAAAAUGUAAUGUCCCAGAUUAUAGUAGUAGAAGAUUCCGACGAUUCAGACAAAGAAGCUGAUGGAUAUGUAAAAUCUGUCUUAGAUAAUAGUGAAUCGCAGAAAGGUCCAAAAGACUUGGAUACCUCUGGCCUGUUAAAAAUGGGGGAAAAGAUUCCAACGAUUGGAGGUGAAUGUGUUAGAGAUUCUAGAUUGAGUCCUAUCCAGCAAAUCGAAUCCCUCGCCCCAGCUGUGAGUUACAAGCUACCACACUUUUUACCUACUCUAAAACCAUCUGCACAGAUGAGCAGUACCGAUUCUACGCACUUGAUGAGCAAGCCAGGUUUGGUUGGAGAAAGAUCUGACAUCCAGCCAACAAUACAACCUGGGACUGCCUUUCAGCUUUCUGAACAAAGAAACCGAGUUUACUUCAAUCCUCGUAUGAUGCAUCUGUGGCCUCAGAUUCAGCAAUGUAACCAACAUGCAUAUCCACAACCGUGUAUUCUUUAUCCUCAAUCUGUUUCUCCACUAAACUAUGCACCUAGUUCCUUACCGUACCCAGUGUCCAACUUGUCCAGCACCUCUGGCCUGCCAUGGAAUGCAAACGCAUCACUGUGUGUUAAUUUCCAUCCAUAUCAGAACUCGUUACCAUCAUAUCCUUCAGUGAUAACAUAUCCCACAGCAUUCAUGUCCACACAAACAGCUGUGACCACCAGAACUUGCACCCCACCUUUGAGGGAGUCUCCUGUUUGUGUGGAACAUGGUACCUUGCAGCAGCAGCAGAAGAUUGGUCAGCUGCUCAAACAAACAGUCUCUCAUACUAUUACUGAAAAUGAUGACAAAAUUGAACCUGGUAUGCCAGGAGAUGAUUGUAGCCCUCCACACUUCACAGACGAGCCUUGUGUGACUCGUAUCACAAACAGUGAUCACAAAAGCAAACCUUUGCCAGUAUCAAGCCAAGAUUCUGACACAGAAGCAGUUACACCUUUGAAAGAAAUUACCAAGUUUGAUCAGUGUCUUGAAGACAUCUCGGACAAUGAUGACCUGGGUCUUGGAUCAGUUGAAAAAGACGUUGAAGUGCCAGAAUUUAGGGAAAGGAUUCAAGAUCAUAUAAAAUCCUGCCUUGACGACCUGGAAGAUUUCACGCAUGACAUGCAUGAGGGAAGACCUGAUGUUGGCCUGGAGCCUGGACUGAACCUGUCCAGUACGUACUACACCUACUGUGAUGAAGUGCCGAUGCCAGAGAGACUACAGUGCACACUUAGUCAGGGGGAGAGGACGGUGCUUCGGCAGUUUGCUGAUGUUCAGAAGCAGGUGUACGAGUCUUUGCCUGACAAUCCCUGGGGCCUCCGCGCUGGUGUCUCUGAGGGUGGUAUUGUCAAUGCUGAUGAUGACUUCCUUCUUCAGGGAAAACCAGGCGAUCUGGAUGACAUCCUGUCUGGCAUGUAUGCACUGUGUCGGUCUGGGAAGAAGUGGCUGAUGCUUGUCCACUCCAGUGUCAUCAUGCAGUUGGCUAAAACAAGAGAGACAGACUCGGAGCAGUGUUUGGUGCAAAAGACCCUGGCGCUGAUCUCCACUUUCAGGAAGCGUGGCAUUGUGCGGCUUAUCUCCCAAUGUGAUUGCGAUCGCUACAUGCGCAGCGCCUACAGCCUCGGACUGUGUGUGUCCAAGUUCAGCCAGAAGGAAUUCCCUCUGCUCCGACUUAGCGUUGUAGUCUCAGAAAAACCUGACAAAACGCUUCAAGUUACCGAUGGAACUCGCCAAGUUGUCUACAUCCAACCGAAAGCCUUCAUUCAGCAAUAUCUCACAUCUUGACCAGUCUCCCUUCACCAUCUCAUCUCCAAGUCUGCACCACCAUUUGGCAGCCUGGAAAGGCUGUUGGUCACACUCUAAUAACAUGGUGUACUGUACAGUUUACAAGUAACUUGGACUUCUUGUCACAAGCACCUGUUUCCCUAAAAUAUCGCCCAGGUUUCAAAUCCGACUGUAAUCUAUGCACGGGUAUCUUCAAGUACCAAUCUCCAGAUAGCUAAUAAGCUAACAUUUUUGGCUGAUGUGAUAAACCUUAGUUGUACAAUUAUUUUAGUGAUGUUCACAAUACAAAUGGUUUGUACCAACAAACUAAUUAAACCCCAUGAAGUGUUGUCCCUCACCAACUCGGCCACAAACCUAUGACAAAGCUCUGUCAGUGAUAUGUGUGCAUUCUUUGAACUCAAAGUGACAAAACUCAUUCAGUGACGUGUAGAGAGUGUGAGUUUUCCUGGGCCAAAACUCGGUGUAGGCUCUCCUUGCUUUGUGUAAAUACACGACAUUACCUUACAAGACAUACACUAACCCUUGCCAGGCCCACAAUGGUGUGAGUUCCUUUUACAGUGGUUACACCCAGACAGUGAUGAUUAAACAUGGUAACAUCAUUUCUACAUGUUCCCUGCAAACCCUCUCUAUACAAUGGCCUGUGAUUGACAGCUAAAACUGUUGUCUGUUCCUGUGCCAGUUUCCUACAGAUGUACAGUUGAUAUAAAACUGUAUUGCCAUUCACCAAUUAGUACUAGUCAGUAGUUAGUAUUAAUAUAUGAAACUGCUUUUUUGGAACAAUAUGUAUAAUUCAAAGGUGCCCCCAUAUGUUUAUACUAUAGUGCUGCCCUACCUAUGGGAAUGCUUAUCAGCUAAGAGUUUAUGGCAGAGCACCUGUUUACGAGCAUUGGUACUAAGAAUCACAUGAAGCUUUUAGCUUGAUAUUGAGCACAAAGUACACAGAAUCGUGUACAAACAUUACCUCCAAGUCUGAUAUUGUACAGAUGUUCACAAUACCAAUUGAUUGUACCAACCAACUAAUUAAACCUCACGAACAAUGGUACCAAGAAUCAGACAAAGCUUCAAGCUUGAUACUGAGCACAAAGUACACAGUAUUGUGUACAAACAUUACCUCCAAGUCAGAUAUUGUACAGACUUGCAGCAGAUUAUUAAAUCAAGGUCAACUGUAAGUAUAUGAACAAAGUAACAUGUUUAAGAAGGAUCGAAGGUUCAUUUGAGUAAAAGCUAAGUGUAU
Haliotis rubra (blacklip abalone) is the source of this 4005-nucleotide messenger RNA. RefSeq lists its product as uncharacterized. The transcript has 4 exons. Bases 213 to 2771 code for a protein of 852 amino acids. The record is from RefSeq and is a predicted model, not a curated record. NCBI's taxonomy places the organism in Eukaryota, Metazoa, Mollusca, Gastropoda, Lepetellida, Haliotidae.